GAUUGUGUAUUUGUGUAUAGACAACACUAGCCUCAAAGAUAACAACCCCAUCCAUCCCCCUAUCAAACCAAACAAACACCACCUCUCAUCCUCCCAUGGCUGCCGCGCCACUCCUCUCUCUCUCCUCCCUCCUCUCCAUCUCCAGAAUUUCACCCUACAGACCCCGUGACAUCCUUCCCUCCACCGCCCGCUCAACUCCGUUGAGGCUCCGAGCAGAGGGCCCCAAAAACAUCGACAUCCUCGGAGACUUCGGAGCACGGGACCCUUUCCCCGCCGAGAUCGAGAGCAAUUUCGCCGACAAAGUUCAGGGAAACGUCAGCACCGAGCACAAGAUUUUGAUACCCAAUGCUUCCGCCCUCUCCCUCGCGCAGAUGCAGUGCGCUGCCAUCGCCGACAUCCACCACGCCUUGUCCCUCGACGAUGCCAAAAAGCUGCUCUUCAAGGUAGUUGGAUGGAAACUGCUUGAUGAGGAAGAUGGUUUGAAGCUUGAAGGGGUGUGGAAAGUUAGAGAUGAAAAGUGUGGGGAAGAACUCAUCAAUCGGAUCAAUAGCAAAGUCGAAUCCACAGGGCAUCUACCUCAACUUCAUUUUGAGGCGCCAAAUCUAGUUAGAGCUCGCCUUUGGACUCCCUCACUUGGUGGGCUCAGUUUUAAUGACUUCAUCGUUGCUGCUAAAAUAGACGAGAUUAAGGUAUCAGAUCUUCAGCCGAGGCUCAGAGUGUGGGCUUAAAAAGUUCUCAAAUGCUAAAUUUUCAUAGAUUUGUAUUGUUUCUUACGCUUUUAUAAUUAUUACAUACUAAAAUCUUGACAA
Salvia hispanica is the source of this 809-nucleotide messenger RNA. RefSeq names its product Transcriptional coactivator/pterin dehydratase. Gene Ontology annotation, biological process: tetrahydrobiopterin biosynthetic process. The record is from RefSeq and is a predicted model, not a curated record. Lineage: Eukaryota; Viridiplantae; Streptophyta; Magnoliopsida; Lamiales; Lamiaceae. Gene Ontology annotation, molecular function: 4-alpha-hydroxytetrahydrobiopterin dehydratase activity. Gene Ontology annotation, cellular component: plastid.